CCUUCCCCAGAGCAUCCGUGAGCUAGGAAAGCCGCGGUAGCUGCGGGCUGCGGCGGCGCGGGAGUCCGGUGCGAGAGAACCACGGCAGAGAGAAGGACUUCCCGGGACAUCAUGCGGAGUGCCGCCAAGCCCUGGAGUCCAGUCGCCAAAGCAGGCAGCCAUGGUCCUGAUCGCACUCGGCCCCUCCCUGGCACUCCUUCUGGCAUGAAGAGCUCCAAGUCUUCAACCUCGCUGGCCUUCGAGUCUCGGCUGAGUAAGCUCAAGAGGGCCAGCAGCGAGGACACACUCAACAAACCUGGAAGUGCCUCUUCAGGGGUGGCGAGACUGAAGAAGACCUCAACCUCCGGAGCCAUCUCUGAGCUCACUGAGAGCCGCCUGAGGAGCAACACAGGGACUAUUCCAACAACUAAACGGACAGGCAUUCCAGCUCCACGGGAACUCUCAGUAACUAUCUCCAGAGAGAGGUCUGUGCCACGUGGUCCCUCCAGCUCAAAGAAGUUGGGCUCCAGUCCAACUUCUUCCUGCAAUCCCACUCCUACCAAGCACCUGAGGACCACCCCUGCAAAACCUAAGCAAGAGCAUGAAGGUGCAGAGAAGGCUGUGCUCGAGUCCCAGGUACGAGAACUUCUGGCAGAAGCCAAAACCAAAGACAGUGAAAUCAGCAGGCUUCGAAGUGAACUAAAAAAAUGCAAAGAGAGGUGGGCCCUGAGCACUGAGGAUACCAAUGCUUCAGACCCAAGUGCAGAGGGAUCAUCAGCCCCAGAAAGUGAUGCAGAGCCUUUGAUAAGAACCCUGGAGGAGAAGAACAAGACCUUUCAGAAAGAGCUCGCUGACCUAGAGGAAGAAAACAGGGCCUUGAAGGAGAAACUGACUUACCUUGAGCAGUCACCAAAUUCAGAAGGGGCAGCAAGUCACACUGGUGACAGCAGCUGCCCAACAUCUAUAACCCACGAGUCCAGUUUUGGAAGCCCAGUUGGAAAUGAGUUGUCUAGUGAAACGGAUGAGUACAGAAGAAGCACACAUGGGAGUGCCUUGCGGACAUCAGGGUCUUCAAGCAGUGAUGUCACCAAAGCCUCUCUGUCACCGGACGCCUCAGAUUUUGAGCAUAUCACUGCAGACACCCCAUCUCGGCCCCUGUCAGCCACUAGCAACCCUUUUAAGAGCUCCAAGGGCUCCCCUACUGGGAGCUCCCCAAACAAUGCAAGUGAGCUGUCCUUGGCGUCUCUCACCGAGAAGAUACAGAAGAUGGAGGAGAAUCAGCACAGCACUGCAGAAGAGCUGCAGGCUACUCUGCAGGAAUUAUCAGACCAGCAGCAGAUGGUGCAGGAACUGACAGCCGAGAACGAGAAGCUAGUGGAUGAGAAGACCAUUCUGGAGACCUCCUUCCACCAGCACCGAGAGAGGGCAGAACAGCUGAGUCAGGAAAAUGAGAAGCUGAUCAACCUUUUACAGGAGCGAGUGAAGAAUGAGGAACCCAGUGCCCAGGGAGGGAAGAUCCUUGAGCUGGAGCAGAAGUGCACGGAUAUUCUCGAGAAGAGCCGCUUUGAAAGAGAGAAGCUGCUCAACAUUCAGCAGCAGCUGACCUGUAGCCUACGGAAGGUUGAGGAAGAAAACCAAGGCGCUAUAGACAUGAUUAAGCACCUGAAGGAAGAAAAUGAGAAGCUGAAUGGGUUCCUAGAACACGAGCGGUGUAAUAAUAGUGUGAUGGCCAAGACUCUGGAGGAAUGUCGAGUUACCUUGGAAGGCUUGAAAAUGGAGAAUGGGUCCUUGAAGGCUCUUUUGGAGGCUGAUAAGCAAAAAGCCAUAGAGGCCAGCAGUACUGUGGGGCAAACAGCAGAGAACUUCGAGGUUCAGGAGAUGCUGAAAGUGGCUCGAGCUGAGAAAGAUCAGUUGCAGCUGUCUUGCACAGAGCUCAGACAAGAAUUGCUAAAGGCAAAUGGUGAAAUUAAACAUGUUUCCAGCCUGCUAGCUAAGAUGGAGAAAGAUUAUUCUUACCUGAAAGAAGUCUGUGAUCAUCAAGCAGAACAGCUGAGCAGAACCAGCCUAAAAUUACAAGAGAAAGCUUCAGAAAGUGACGCAGAAAUCAAAGACAUGAAAGAGACCAUAUUUGAAUUGGAAGACCAGGUGGAGCAGCAUCGCGCCGUCAAGUUACACAAUAACCAGCUCAUCAGUGAGCUGGAAGGCAGUGUGAUCAAGCUGGAGGAGCAGAAGUCAGACCUAGAGCGGCAAUUAAAGACGCUAACAAAACAGAUAAAGGAGGAAACAGAAGAAUGGAGGCGAUUCCAGGCAGACUUACAGACUGCAGUGGUUGUGGCCAACGACAUCAAGUGUGAGGCUCAGCAGGAGCUGCGCACUGUGAAGAGGAGGUUGCUGGAGGAGGAAGAGAAAAAUGCCAGGUUGCAGAAGGAGCUGGGGGACAUACAGGGGCACAGCAGACCUGUGAAUGAAGAGCCAGAGUCCUCAGAGGUCGAUGCUGCUGGCCGGUGGCGUGGAGUCUAUGUCAACAGAACAUCUCCAGCUCCUUCAGACUCUGCAACCACAGUAAAGUCACUGAUCAAAUCAUUUGACUUAGGACACUCAGGUGGAACUGGCCAGAGUAUUUCUGUCCACAAGACUCCCAGAAGCCCCCUGAGUGGAAUCCCAGUGAGGACUGCUCCUGCCGCUGCUGUCUCUCCGAUGCAGAGACAUUCAACAUACAGCAGCAUGAAGCCAGCCAGCAAAGGGACGCCUCAGCGCUUGGACCUGCCGGACCUUCCCCUCUCUGAUCUUCUGAAGGGAAGGGCCGAGGACCGGAAGUCAGACCCUUACCUCCGAAAGAGUCCCUCACUGGAGUCCCUGAGCAGACCCCCCUCCCUGGGCUUUGGGAACACCAGACUGCUGAGUGCGUCCACCGGGGGUCUGAAGCCAAGCAAGCUCAGUGUUGAAAGAAGAGACCCUCUGGCAGCCCUGGCCCGGGAGUAUGGUGGCUCUAAGCGUAAUGCACUCCUGAAAUGGUGUCAGAAGAAGACAGAAGGUUAUGCGAACAUUGAUAUCACCAAUUUCAGCAGCAGCUGGAGUGAUGGGCUGGCCCUCUGUGCUCUGCUGCACACCUACCUGCCUGCCCACAUCCCAUACCAGGAAUUGAACAGUCAGGAGAAAAAAAGGAAUCUCCUGUUGGCAUUUGAAGCCGCGCAGAGUGUAGGCAUCAACCCCAGCCUGGAGCUCAGUGAGAUGCUGUACACGGACCGGCCUGACUGGCAGAGUGUGAUGCAGUAUGUGGCCCAGAUCUACAAGUACUUUGAGACAUAAACAGACCCACUGGCUGCCGCUUGACCUCAAGUUAGUCCUGGACGCGCCUGCUCACCGUCCAUCACACCUGCUAUGCCCACCAUCUCACCACCUGGAUUUCCAAGGAAGGCUCAAGCCAAGUGGGCCAGCACUCCAUCGAGAGGCAGAGCUGCCUCUUCCAUGCCCCACCAUGCGGACCAGAGGCAAACAUGCCUGGAGCCUAUGUUCAGGAAUCCUUGCUCCCAGUGGGAAGUUUCUAGAGAGGCAGGCCCCACUCCUCACACACUGGGUCUCCAAACCCAGGCUCUCUUCUGUGAGAUUCCAGUGUUGCCAGUCCCUUGUCCAGCCCACACGUGGUCUACGUGCUGACAACAGCCCUUCACUCUCCAUGUCUCUUCUCCUUCCCCCCUUCACUAACACUGCUCUGGUCUUGCUUCAGUCAAAACUCUGUCCUUAGCAACUACCUGCCCCAAAAUAAAGCAGCACCCCACAGAACAGAAAAACAAAUGCAGCUUUUGCCUCUUAGCCACCUAGCAGCCCACUGACUAGGGAAAUAGUUUGCUCAGCUCUGUGUAACUGAGGACUUAAUUACACUGCGUAGGUCUCACUGUCCCCAUUUGAUUCCUCAAGUGUGCAAAGGAGCUUUUGGUGCCUUGCUGAUGGUCCACGGGAGGCCAGCUGGCGUGCACAUGAACCACACAGCCUGAGUACAGGGCUGGUGUCUUGGCUGAUGGAACCAUGACCGUUGUCCACAUCACCUUCUGCCCUGCUAUUUAUUUACAAUCCCGUUCACACACACAUCUGCCUAAUAUGUGGGACUCAACAGAAGUCCCUGACGCGUGUGAAGCAGCCUGUGCUGGUGAGCUCCUUGCACAUUUGAACAGUCCAACAGGGUGGGAAGGCAGAAAUAGAAACUGUGUUUUAGUUCCAGACAGAGUUGGUCCUUAGCACUUGUUGGGCCUUAUACAUUUGCCUAAUGAUAAAAGCUAUGAGAACAGUCACACUUUCCCCUGAUAUCCUGCUGUUUCUCUGAGAAACACCGCACCUUCUCCCCCCUACCCCCUACCCCUGACUGCGGGGCUCAUUGGCUCUAGAGUCUAGGGGCUUCUUGCUAUUUUUCUCCGUCAAAUAAGUGUGCACUUCAUAGCAAAUGAGGGUGCCCCUUUCUCAGCUCAUUGGCUCUAGAGUCUAGGGGCUUCUUGCUAUUUUUCUCCGUCAAAUAAGUGUGCACUUCAUAGCAAAUGAGGGUGCCCCUUUCUUAGACAGUUGGGUGUGCACAAACACCCAUUAUUGUUCUAAGUGCCAAAUAGCCCUGUGCUGGUCCUUUGAGAAAGGACCAUGUUCACAGCCACCCCUGAGAAUAACCGCCAUAGUUCUAGUGAAUCUCUGCCUGCUUAUCUGAGCCACCCUGCUGGCCCGGUCUGUAUCCUUGGAGGACCUGGGUUCUGUCCCUCCCUCCAGUCCAUCCCUCUGAUGGGUGGCAGCUGGGUGCAGCAGCACUGAUUCUCAAACUGUUGUAGCCUCUUGGGGCCACAGGCUCCACCUUCAGGCUCUAUCUGUAGUUCUUGGCUGUGGCUCCAUCCAGUUCCCCUGGGACUCCUAGCAACUGCAUGCCUGACCCUCCAAUCAGGUGAGUCAGAAUAACUGGAACCUAGCAAAGAUGGAGUCUGCAGAUUCUCACAGUUCUCCAGAACUGGUGGACAGCCAUGCAGAGGGGCAGGACACUCCCCACCCCCGCAGCCCCCUGUGCUCCCCACAGGAGCUCCUGAGCAGUAGUCAGCUGUGAAAUGGGCCCCUUCAUCUCCAGGUGGAAGUCGAGGGCUCAGAACCUCCUUUCUGAUGAAUGUGUUGCUCAGAACGCUAGGACGUGUGCUGCGUCAGCACUGGCUGUGUUGAUGUGAUUGAGGACAGCCUCACUGUCCCUGGGCUUCUGCUCUGCCCAGCGGGGAAAGGGAAGUGCUGUCCCACACAUCUGGGUGCUGGUUCCCCACGGGUGAUCUCCAGCUGUGUAGGAGAGGCCACAGUUAAGGCUUGUAGUUCAGUCUGUCUCUGGCUCUUGUCAGGGUGCUGUCUAGACAUUUAGGAGCUCUCAGCAGAGCAGGCUCCAUGCCAGUCUCUGAACACCUUACAGUUCCUUGUAAGUGGAGGCACUUUGGGGCCCAGCCUCCCUGUGAUUGGAACCCAGUUUGCCUAAGACUGGCCAGCCACAUGUUCUUGUCUUUAUUUUCCUUUGGCUUUCUCCUGAUUACUACACUUCUUGCCAGGGAUGUAGAAGAGAAAUGAGAUCAUUCCCAGUAGAAGCAGGUACUGCUGGUGAUGGGGGUGAGGCAGAGGGCAGGCAGAUAGCGCUCUGCUCUGGAUCUCUGACAUAGUACCACAUUGCUGCAUGUGGAGGUUCAGGGUCUGGGAGGAGCUCGGGUACAAAAGGGAAUAUGGAAAACUGACCAGCUAAGACUACCAGCACAGCCGGUGCCUUACAUUUUCUCUGGUUUUAUUGGGGUGCUUGGGGGUGGGUUUGUUUGUUUAUUUGUUUGCUUUGUGUUGGGGAUUUUAUGAAACAGAAUCUCAUGGCUGGUCUUGAAUGCCUGAUCUUCCUGACUCUGCCUCCCAGGUGCUGAGAUUAGACACCAUGCCUGGCUUUGGUACUUUGUGGUUUUGCUGUGGUUUUGUUUGUCUUGUGCUUCUUUACUAACUAUCAUUUGGAGGCUGUCAAAGGCCUCCAUGGCCGUGUGUUUCCCCUCUGCCCUCAGCUAAGCACAAGAGAGGCCUGCAGAAUGUAAGACCCUGAGAAGUUAAACCAUGUGGGGAAGUCCGUGGUUUUCUGUGCUGAGUGGUGUCUGAGCUGAUGACAGGUGACAGUGCUGAGGCCACGCCCACAGGUACAGGGUCCGAGGAACGGCCCUCUCCUCAGUCCCUUCUCACUUUAGCAUCCGAGUUUGUCCUUAGUUCUCAUUCUUCAUCCAGUUGUUCCUCAGCUUUUGUAGGGCAUCUAGAAUUCAAGCCGUGGCUGGGAGAGAGAAAGUCAUGUCCUGCCAAGCAUGGUGCCCCUGCCUAUGACUUCAGCUAUUCUGGAGAUGGAAGCAGGAGAAUCAGUUGAGCCUGGGGAUUUGGUACUAGUCUGGCAAAAGAGACCCUGAGAGGGAGUGGGGCUGCCCCAAAGCAGUCGGCCUUCUAGCAGUAAUGACUAUCUGGAGUAUUCUCUUCCCAUCUCCCACGAGCACCAGACACAUGCCAGUCUCACUGGCCAGUGGGAAUGGAGAACUGAGACCCUUGGGGACAAACCCACUCACCAAAUCUAGCAGUUUCUAAGUAUCCCAGUUAGAGAUGUACCACGACCAACACAAAUGAAAGCGGGAGCCCCCAGCCAUCUGAAGAGAAGCGUUUCCAGCACCCGCUUAAGGCCCUGGGCAUCUAGCCCUCUGAUGGAGGUUGGAGUUCUGGGACACCCUGAGUGGCUCACUGACCAUCACUACAUUAGUUGAAUACACUUGAUACAUUGUGGCCUCCUUUCUGUCAAGAGCACCAAGCACUGCCCAAGUGUGACAUACUACUCGAGGAGAACAGAGCUCAUAAUGGAAGUGCAAGGUGUGCCGCUGUGUAGUAUUUCUAAUAAAUACAUUUUGUUUCUGCCUCA
Messenger RNA from Mus caroli (Ryukyu mouse), 6901 nucleotides. RefSeq names its product sperm antigen with calponin homology and coiled-coil domains 1 (gene Specc1). The record is from RefSeq and is a predicted model, not a curated record. Gene Ontology annotation, molecular function: protein binding. NCBI's taxonomy places the organism in Eukaryota, Metazoa, Chordata, Mammalia, Rodentia, Muridae.